AUGGUGCAUCCAAAAUCGUUGUUCAAUCACAGUUCAUUCUUCUAUACAAAAACUUUCGAAGAUUUACCAGAGUGCGCAUCGAAUUCCGAUUGUGGUCCGAUGCAAUUCUGCGACUAUCUCAUGAACAAAAACUUCAAGAUAUCUAAUCGCACCGGUUGUUUCAAUAUCACGAAAAGUGCAUACUCGGCAACGAAUCUUCUCAGCGAGAUUGGAGUCAAAACCUGUAAAACCGACGCCGACUGUGAAAAUUUUGACUGCUUGGACGCUACCGACGAGGUGGACGGAUUCUGCGGAAUUCUCCAGUUUUGCCAGUUCAAUGAUGAUGUUGUUCCCGCCAUGAAUUCAUCGAUCUCGUGCACUGAGGACAUGGAUUGUGUUCAUCUAAUGAAGGGAAUGGUUGGAGAAGGAGGCUUCAUCCCAAACGCAUACUGCAACACCACGGGCGACUUUUGUUGCUCGGGUUUGCUGGAUGUCUGUUAUGGGGGUAGCCUCCUUCGACCAUUCCGUCGAUGUGAAGCCUGGACGAUGGCGGGUUUCAAGACCUGCAAUCCAGAGAUGGGCAACGGUGAGCUUCUCGGAUUUUGCACCGACAUCGGACUUUGUUGCGAAGGGCCUUAUGAGGAUCCAGUUGUGUGCCCAGACGGGGUGCACCCGCUAUUCAUCAAGCCGUCGUGUCACCGAGGCGAGACUGGAUAUUUCGAAUGCCCGGAAAACAUCGAGAACUGCACCUGUGUGCUGGGGUGGCCGUGUCCUUCAAUUGCGGCCAACCCAUUGUUGGUCAACUUUGGCCGCCCGUUUGUAGGCCAGAUUGAGUGCGAUCCAUCGCGCCCGAUCUGCAAACGGGCGGUCAACGGGUACUGCCACCCCGUGACCCACACGAUUGCGCUAUAUGGAAGGUUCUUCCCUGAUUUUUUCGGGUUUGCAGAUACCAGAAAGUGCCAAAUCAAUAGCGAAUGUGAGGAAGAGGAAGUAUGUGUAUUCUAUCAAGGCGAAGGUCAAUGCGCUGCCUUCCCCAAUCCACAUUUCCUCGAAAAUGAGAAUGAUGAAGACGACGGUUGGGCCGAAUGGGCGGUGGAUUUGUACCGACAAACUGCGUACGGGAUAGCAAUCGUCUGGGUAUGCUUCCGGAUAUAUCGAUUCUUCGAAGUGCGGUAUUUUCCCAAUGCCUACGACCAAAGAAUGGCGCUGGAGGAGGCUUACGAGGCAAUGAUGAUGAGGCGAAUGGAAGAACGCCACGAAGAGAUCCUGGAGAAUUGGCGCCGGGAGAAGUACGGAACCCGUCACACCAAGCAAACCUGUGAAUGCGUUACAUCGACUGAAACGCCAUCUUCCCUGUAUUCGUCGGAACCAAGUGAAGCUGAGAAGAGAAAGAAGUGGACGAAGACCUUCCGAAGAGGAAGAGGAAGACGGGUGAUGAAGCAAAAGAAAAGAAUGCACCAAAGAAGAAGAAACAAGAAGCGUGCAAGAAUGGAGAAAACAAAUGAAGAGCAUAUGAAGCGAAGCACACGAGUCUUCUUGAAGGCUUUUGUAUACGGUGCCCCGUUAUUCCUCAUUAUCGUUUUUGGAUUUUUCUUCAUUCCCGAUGUCGUUUCCAAUGCAAUCACUGCCGAAAUAGACGAAUUGAUGAAGGAACUCAAAGAUAUUGGUCGAGAUGCAAUUUCGAGCGCUUCAAACGAUAAAGACGAGUUCCUCAAAGUGGUGGCCAAUGGGAAAGUAACCAUCGCGGAUUACGUCUCACGCGAAGAAGCCAUGGUCAUUAUUCCAACACUUGUGAUGACAGCCCUGUUUUUACUCGGUAUCGUUUAUUAUUUGACCCGUCCUUUCACUUAA
Molecule: messenger RNA, 1830 nt
Organism: Caenorhabditis bovis
Lineage: Eukaryota; Metazoa; Nematoda; Chromadorea; Rhabditida; Rhabditidae
Source: the annotation of a GenBank genome assembly